CUCAAAUCAAAACUAGUGUAGAGAGAGAAAGCUAGAAAGAGAUUUGAGGGGAUGAGUAAAGCAAAGACCAUCUUGUCAUUGUAGGGUUUUCGUAAAACUUCAAAAAUAUUGAGACACUAAAAAGAGCUCGUGCCACGCAGAAGAAGCAACGGAAAAAGAAGAAUAUAUUAGAAAAAGAGACAAGGGAGCGAAAUGCUGGUGCUCUAUUGAACUUGAAUUCGGAGGAUCGGAUUACGCAAUUGAAGAUCUCUCAGCUUCUACUCUGGAGCUGCACAUUGAAUUCCGCGAUCUUCCGACAUUUUCAGUUCCGCUUUUGAAUGUCAGAGAACUGAUAGAGCUCGCUUUAAUAAAGGAAAAUGAAGUCUGACACACCUCUUGAUUAUGCUGUAUUCCAGUUGUCUCCAAAACGUUCAAGAUGUGAAUUGUUUGUUUCAAGUAAUGGAAAUACCGAGAAGCUGGCAUCAGGACUUGUAAGACAUUUUGUGACCCAUUUAAAGGUUGCCGAAGAGCAGGUUGCACUAGCAGUCCAAUCAUUUAAGCUAGGAAUUGAGAGACACAAAAAUGCAGAGGCAUGGUUUACAAAAGGAACACUUGAAAGGUUUGCACGCUUUGUUAGCACGCCAGAGGUUUUGGAAAUGGUCAAUACCUUUGAUGCAGAGAUGUCCCAGUUGGAAGCAGCACGGAUAAUUUAUUCUAAGGGGUCUGGAGACCAGCGGAUGGAUUCUCAAGAUGGGGAUGGAACAGGAACCACAGCAGCAGCAGAUGCAACCAAGAAGGAACUUCUGAGGGCUAUUGAUGUACGACUUAAUGCAGUUAAGCAGGACUUAAUCACAGCCUGCGCUCGUGCUUCUGCCGCUGGUUUUAAUCCUGAUAGUGUGUCUGAACUACAACAUUUUGCAGACCAAUUUGGUGCUCAUCGGUUGAACGAAGCUUGCGCUAAAUUCAUGUCACUCUACCAGAGGAGACCGGACCUUAUCAGCCCGUGGAAGUUAGGGGACGAUGACAAUCGAGUUCUCCGAGCAUCAGUUGGGUCAGACAUGUCCAUUGACGACCCCACCGAAGAUCAAUCCGGGGCCCACACCAGGUCUAAUCAGCAGAACACCACGGAAGCCCAAGCAUCUGAACAAUCAAAGUCCUCCACGUGGCGCCGGCCCAUGCAAUUUGCCACCUUCGUGUCUCGACGUAGUUCCAUGGUAAAUGAGAAAGGCGAAGCCGAAGUCGUUGCGGAGGAGAAGAAAGAGGAGGCCCCCACUGAAUCGUCAACUCCAACGGCUCAGCCGGCGCGGCGGCUCAGUGUGCAGGACCGGAUCAACCUCUUCGAGAACAAGCAGAAGGAGAAUUCCGGUGGUAGCGGCGGAGGCGGAAAACCCAUUAUUAGCAAAUCUGUGGAACUAAGGAGGCUAUCCUCUGAUGUUUCUUCGGGACCCUCUGCUGCGGCUGCGGCUGCGGCAGCGACAGCUGAGAAGUCUGUAUUGCGAAGAUGGAGUGGCGCCAGUGACAUGAGCAUUGAUGUGAGUGGUGAUAAGAAGGAUACGGAAAGCCCCUUGUGCACCCCCUCGUCGGUUUCCUCUGUUCCACGUACAAAAUCCAAUGCAGUCUCGGUUACAUCUGAAGAUGAGGAUCAUAAAGGAUUUAAUAAUUCCGACAGUUCAUCCUAUUCCGUUCUCCAGAGUGGUCCCCGAAGGUCUGGUGAUGUUGGGUUGAAAGCUCCAGUCCAUCCUCAGACCCGUCUUGGGGAUUUUGACGUUAAAGAGGAGGCUGACUCCAAUGUGGCAACCGAUUGGAAGGAUCAAACAGCUUUUAGUGUUCCACUGAAGCCUUCUGCAACAAAACAGCUUGUGCAAAAUAAUCUGGGCUCUUCUCCGGAUCCAUCAAUAACUUCUGCUUUCGCAGAAGAAAAGACUUGUUUCAAUCAAAAUCAAGUGGGCUCUGAGUCUCACAUUAGGGGCCUCUCCAAGCAGAGUGAGGCCAUCAGAACAAAAUCGCAAGUGGGGCCUGUUGUAUCAGACGUUAAAUUCUCUAGAAGGGAAGAUGGUGGAAUCAGAAAUCAAGCUAUGGGUCAAUCUUUGAAUAGGGAUUCUCAUAAUCGAUCUCGUUCUCUCUCAGGGCAAUUUGAUGGUGGUAUUUCCCUACAACCUAAGGAAGCUUCUGUUCAGGUUGGGGUGAUAAAUCUAAGCAUCAUCCCCAUUGGAGUUCUUCUACUGGAGAACUUGAGGAGUCAGUGAAAGGGCACCCCAUUCUCUUACAAUCAGCAAAUGAAGAUUGACGAUUCUGAUGUCCCAGGUAUGAAUUGCCGUAAACCUCAUCCUGGUGGCAAAUCACUCAGCAAGAGGGUGGCCAGGGAUCAGAUUGCUCUUGAACAUACCAAGUUGAACCUCCCUAAUAAAGAAGCUUCGGAGAGUCAAGAUGGUAUUCAUUUACCCUCAAUGGCACCUUCAGACCAUGUUCCAAGAAUAAGACAAUCUAAGGGAAAUCAAGGGCUGAAUGAUGAGCUGAAAUUGAAGGCAGAUGAGCUCGAGAAGCUUUUUGCAGAGCAUAAACUACGGGUGCCGGCAGACCAUUCUAGUUCUGCAAGGAGAAUGGAGUGUGCUGAAACAGAUGUAGAACAGGGUAUUCAUUCACAAUAUAGAGAAACAGUGGAGUCAACUCCUCCACUUUCUUCCAGAAAUACAACACUCAAACCAACUAGGAGUUCUAACAAUGUAGUGAACUCUGAUGCUAAGAUGGUGGAUAAUAACAAUUAUGGUGAUGCCCUGAGGCAAUGUUUCUCAGAUCUCAACUUCAGUGACGAUUCUAGAGGAAAAUUUUAUGAAAAGUACAUGCAAAAAAGAGAUGCUAAACUGAGGGAUGAAUGGAGUGCUAAAAGAGCAGAGAAGGAAGCCAGGAUGAAGGCCAUGCAAGAUAAUCUUGAGUGGAGCAGGGCUGAGAUGAAGGCCAAGUUUUCAGGCUCCAUAGACAGACAUGUGUCCAUAUCCAGUGAUCAUCGACGUGCUGAGAAAUUUAGUUCUUUCAAAUUGAAUAUUAAGGGAGAGCAGCAUCCUAUAGUUUCCCUUCAGAAUGAAGAAGAUGAAAAUCUAUCUGAUUUUUCAGAAGAAAAAUUAUAUGGACAGGCCAGACAAUUUAGUGAAUCAACGUUUGGGGAUGGUGCUUCAAAACAAAACAGAAAAAAUUUACCUAACCGAAACUCGUAUUCAUCCACCCGCACAACUGUGUCAUCAACUUCACGAUCAUCAACCAAAGUUGUUAACCCUACUUCUGGAAGGAGAAGAGAUAAUCCUCUUGCUCAAUCUGUUCCAAAUUUCUCUGAUCUAAGAAAAGAAAACACAAAGCCUUCUUCUGGAGUUAGUAAAACAACUCCCCGCUCUCAGCCAAGAAACUAUGCCCGGAGUAAGAGCACCAAUGAAGAGAUGCCAGGUAUAAAGGAAGAGAAGCCAAAGCGAUCUCAGUCUUUGCAGAGAAGUUCUGCUAGUCCUUUAGAGUUCAAGGAGUUGCCCCCUUAUGGCUCAGAAGGGGUUGUUUUGGCUCCAUUGCAAUUUGAUGGGGAGCAAACUGAUGUAGGCCCUGGCGCUGGAUUCAGUUCUACUUGGGUGAAAGCUUCAAUGGCGUCUGAGGCUCAGAAAAAUGAAAGAUUUGAUGAACUGGCAUUUGAGGCAGAAGAUUCUGCAGAAAUGUCUAAAGAUGAAGAGGAUGGAAUGGAAUCCAUGGCUGUUGAAGAUUUUGCAUAUGUGAAUGAAGGUAAGACAAGACAGAGCCAGGAAUCUGAUAAAUCUGGUAAUUCCGGAUCUGAAAUUGGAGAUUCUGCUAGAUCUCUCUCUCAAGGAGAGCCUGGUUCAGUAGCUGAAAUGCCUGCUGCUAUGCCAUCAACUUUUAGCAAUGUAGGAUCUGUGCAAGACUCGCCAGUUGAAAGCCCUGUCUCUUGGAACUCUCGUACACGUCACCCAUUUUCUUAUCCACACGAGUCCUCUGAUAUUGAUGCUUAUAUGGACUCUCCUCUUGGAAGUCCUGCAUCUUGGAAUUCCCACUCACUGAUCCAAGGUGAGACUGAUGCAACUCGAAUGAGGAAAAAGUGGGGCAGUGCUCAGAAGCCUAUUCUUGUUUCUAAUUCAUCCCAAAAUCAACCACGCAAGGAUGUCACGAAAGGUUUUAAACGAUUAUUGAAGUUUGGGAGGAAAAAUCGUGGGUCAGAGAGCUUGGUACCGGAUUGGAUCUCUGCUACAACCUCUGAGGGAGAUGAUGAUACAGAAGAUGGCCGGGAUCCUGCCAAUCGGUCAUCAGAAGACUUGAGAAAAUCGAGAAUGGGUUUCUCUUAUGGUCUUCCUUCUGAUGACAACUCGAAUGAAAGUGAGCUGUUCGACGAACAGGUCCAAUCCUUGCGAAGCUCCAUCCCUGCACCUCCUGCUCAUUUCAAACUGCGGGAUGAUCAUAUUUCAGGAAGUUCAUUAAAAGCUCCCCGAUCAUUUUUCUCUCUCUCAAAUUUUCGAAGCAAGGGAAGUGACGCAAAGCCCAGAUGAAAUGUCGCUUUGUUUGCCUGGAAUGAUUUGAUUCACUUCUUCGAUGAUAGGGUGUAAAGGGCAUAUAUAUGAUACGAAACUCAGAGGUAGGCAUGAUGGAUUACAUAAAAAGAUAUACGAUGAUGGGUUUUUGUAUAUUUUCUCGGAUUCAUGAGGUUUUCCUUGUGAUUUAGGUAGCUUUCUCUGAUAAUGUGUUGAAACAUGCUGCAUACAGAGAUAUUCUUUUAUUUUGCUUUAGUUCUGUCUGUGAGAUGUAUAUUAGAGUUGAAUGUUUUUUAGGGUGAACAUAGUCAGGGUCAAGAAGAGUGGUAUGCUUGCGGAGUAAUAGCUUGCAAAGGAUUAUUUUCCUCCUCUUAUUAAAAAGAAAUAAUUAAUGUUGUUUACUUCUAAUCUUUUGCCUCUCACUACAGGCAUUCUUUGUUGAACGAUACAUCAUUGUAAUAUUAGAGGUAUAAUCCCAAUUAUUAUUGUUUAUGGAAUUUA
Neltuma alba is the source of this 4994-nucleotide messenger RNA. RefSeq lists its product as uncharacterized. The record is from RefSeq and is a predicted model, not a curated record. NCBI's taxonomy places the organism in Eukaryota, Viridiplantae, Streptophyta, Magnoliopsida, Fabales, Fabaceae.